Oncorhynchus masou masou (cherry salmon) is the source of this 5087-nucleotide messenger RNA. Its product is annotated as serine/threonine-protein phosphatase 4 regulatory subunit 1-like. Gene Ontology annotation, biological process: protein dephosphorylation. The transcript is spliced from 20 exons. The record is from RefSeq and is a predicted model, not a curated record. Gene Ontology annotation, molecular function: protein binding; protein phosphatase regulator activity. Bases 169 to 3063 code for a protein of 964 amino acids. Lineage: Eukaryota; Metazoa; Chordata; Actinopteri; Salmoniformes; Salmonidae.
GCAAUGAAGCCAUUAUGUUCGUUGCAAUAAUCAUGAAGUAGAUUCCGUCACAAAUUAAACUAUUGUUGAUGAACACACACAAAAAAACAUCAGGAAGUACAUUCAGGAAGUAGUUUUGCUUACGUUGAGUGACAGCCCACACGGUAGCUCGUCGAGCAGAUAAUCAAGAUGGCAGGUCUGUCUUUAUAUUUUGAAGAUGGUCAUGAUGAUUUGGAUGACUUUGGGUUCGAUGACUAUGGAUCAGAGUGUGACGGAAUUCGGAUCACAGCUUUCCUGGAUGCAGGGCAGGACAAUCUCACCCCCCUGGGGAGACUAGAAAAAUAUGCCUUCAGUGAAAACGUCUUCAACAGGCAGAUCGUGGCACGUGGGCUGCUUGAUGUGCUUCGAGAGUUCAGUGACAAUGAGAAUGACUUUAUUAGUGUCAUGGAGACAGUUGCCCGAAUGUCAGAAGACGGAGAGCCCACAGUGCGCGCCGAGCUGAUGGAGCAGGUGCCCAACAUCGCCAUGUUCCUGCACGAGAGCCAGCCCAACUUCCCAGCAGCCUUCUCCAGAUACCUAGUGCCCAUCGUGGUGCGCUAUCUCACAGACCCCAAUAACCAGGUGCGGAAGACCAGUCAGGCGGCCCUGCUCGUGCUGUUAGAGCAGGGGCUCAUCUGCAAGGGCGACAUGGAGACCAAAGUGUGUCCUGUUUUACUAGACCUCACCGAACCCAGCAGCGACGAUGACUACAAGAUAGAGGCCGUCGCGAUCAUGUGUAAGCUGGUAACCAUGCUGAGCAAAGACACAGUGGAGCACCUGCUGCUGCUGCGCUUCUGUGAGCUGUGCAGUGAUGCCAGGCUCUUCCAAGUCCGCAAGGUUUGUGCAGCCAAUUUCGGAGAGUUCUGUUCCAUUGUGGGUCAGGAUGCCACAGAGAAACUACUGAUGUCCAAGUUCUUUGACCUGUGCUCGGAUAGCCUGUGGGGCAUCCGGAAGGCAUGUGCAGAGUGCUUCAUGAUCGUCUCCAACUCCACCUCCCCAGGAGUGCGACGCACUAAACUGUCCCCCCUCUUCAUAAGCCUCAUCAGUGACCAGUCUCGCUGGGUGCGCCAGGCUGCCUUUCAGUCUCUGGGACGCUUCAUCUCCACCUUUGCCAACCCCUCCAGCACAGGCCUCUACUUCAAAGAGGACGGCACACUACUGGAGGUCCCCAGGUGUCCCUUUGACAGAGAUUCCCCCCUCAGUAUCGAGUCCUCCAUGCGCUGCUCCUUCAACGGCCCCACAGAGAGACCCUCGCACCCACCCAACAUCCAAGAUGGCCGCUCCACCCCAACUCUAGAAUGCAUGUCCGGGGGAGACCGCGGCAGCGACUCCACACACACUCCUCCCCGAGGCCGACACGAAGUCCAGGAAUUCAACAACAACCCUCCCACAAACAACGAGGAGACGGAACAAACGGACGAGAAUUUUAACUCAUUCCGCUACUGGAGGCCUCCGUUACCGGAUAUCAGCGAGGAGCUGGAGAUGUUGAAGGACCAGGUUCCUCUGCAGAACCAGACGACGGGAAUUAAAGAGGGAGAGAAGGAGGAGAUAGAGGCAAAGGAAGAGAUGGCUAGUCUGAAGCCAGUCACCAGCUCUCAGAUCCAGAAGGUGUUGGACUGCCUCCAGCCCCACAUGGAUGACCCUGAUGCACAAGCCCAAAUGCAGGUGCUCUCAGCUGCCCUGAAGGCUGCCCAGCAGGAGAGACAGUCUGAGGAUACAGAGGGUCAGUCAGAGAGCCAGCCUCCAGUGGAUGGGAAUGGGGAACCAGAUGAGGAGUUCUCUCAGAACGGAGGGACCGCAGAGGAGAAACAGACACCUAACGAGCCUCCCCAGCAGACCAUAGAUUCGGCACCCAUAGAGGAACUGAAAGAGACCGAAGUGGAGUCGGAGCCUCCGGUGUCUCCGGAAUCAUCCCCCGACUCGCCUGUCCUAGUACGGGACGACUCGGACCACAGCAGUGUGGAGUCGGAGCUGAUCGAGAGUGUGGAGGAAGAGGGGAAGGAGGACUCGGCUCCCAACCAGCUGUGUGAGGAGGAGAAGUCCAUGGUCCAGAAUGUGAUUCCCCAGCAGCUGCUGGACCAGUACCUUUCCAUGACGGACCCGGCACGGGCCCAGACGGUGGACACAGAGAUUGCCAAGCACUGUGCGUUCAGCCUGCCCGGCGUAGCCCUCACCCUGGGCCAACAGAACUGGCACUGCCUCAAGGACACCUACGAGACCCUCGCCACUGACGUACAGUGGAAGGUGCGCCGUACACUGGCGUUCUCCAUCCACGAGCUGGCGGUGAUCCUAGGAGACCAGCUUACGGCGGCCGACCUGGUGCCCAUCUUCAACGGCUUCCUCAAGGACCUGGAUGAGGUGCGCAUCGGCGUGCUCAAACACCUCUAUGACUUCCUUAAGUUACUCCAUGCUGAGAAGAGGAGAGAGUACCUGUACCAGCUGCAGGAGUUCAUGGUGACAGACAACAGCCGCAACUGGAGGUUUAGAUACGAGCUGGCCGAGCAGCUUAUCCUGAUCAUGGAGUUGUACAGCCACUACGAUGUGUAUGACUACCUCAGACAAAUAGCACUGACCCUCUGCUCAGACAAAGUGUCGGAAGUUCGGUGGAUCUCUUACAAGCUGGUGGUGGAGAUCUUACAGAAGAUGUAUGCAUGCGGAGCCCAUGACCUGGGCCUGAACUUCAUCAACGAGCUCAUCGUCCGCUUCUGCCACUGUCCCAAGUGGGUGGGCCGCCAGGCCUUUGCCUUUAUCUGCCAGGCCAUAGUGGAAGAGGACUGUAUGCCAAUGGACCAGUUUGCCCAGCACCUCCUCCCCAGUCUACUCAGCCUAUCGUCGGACCCAGUCGCCAACGUUCGUGUGCUGGUGGCCAAAGCACUGCGUCAGAGUGUGAUGGAGAAAGCGUACUUUAAAGAGCCAGGCAGUGCCUACUCAGAUGAGCUGGAGGAGACUGUGAUGGCCCUGCAGGCGGACAAGGACCGAGACGUACGCUUCUUUGCCAGCCAGGAUCCCAACAUGGCCCUUAUGGACACGGCUGCCUUAAUCUAGACCCAGCCAGCCAGCUCCGCGCGCACAAAACAACUAUCACCAGCAGCACUGAUACCACUCAAACAUACAUGCAUAUACUUACAUACAUACAAUCAUUCAUGUUCUCUCUCUCUCUCAAACAUACACACACAAUCAUACAUGCACACUCAUGUGAAUACUGACAUACAUAAAUGCAUGCUCACCAACACACACACACACACACACACACACGUACAGAUGCACAUACCCAAGUGUUUGCACAUACACAUCAUGUGAAACAAGCACUCUAAUCUCUGGGACUCCUCCCAUUAGAGAACAAUGAACAGGGAUUGGGGGGCAAGAUGGAGCCCACUGUAGUAGCAAACAGUGUGACACCUCUUCCGGGACUCAAAUUCUCCUCCUACCCACAUUAGCAUCCUAAGACUGAGACCCUGUAAUCACAGACCACUUGUCGCUAAACCCGACAAGCAUUCUCUCUCUCCAAAGCUAAUAGUACAUUUGUGAUAAUUGUGUGUUUGAUUUCUAUUUCCCGCUUUUCUCUGUGGAUUUCUAAACAACUACAAAACGACAACUGACAACCUGAUUAUUCUGAUGUGCGCUUAAACUCAGGGGGACUCGGUCUGAAAACGGCAACUAGUUAAGCUAAACCAGCCACUGCAAAAUGGCGUUGGAUCCCAGGUGGAAAUCAACCCUCUGAGCGGCUCGGCUCUUGUCCCAUCGUCGCUUCACCUCCACCCCUCCGUGUCCAGGCGGCUCUCUCAGGUCCUUUUGACUCAUCUCGGUUUAUCUCUUUCUUCCUCUCUCUUCAUCUUGUCUUCAUGGGCCACUGUAACCACUACUUCUCAGGAGAAGGAACAACUGCAUCACUCGGCACUCCUAAGUCAUAUUGGACACUUUAUUGGCAGAACAAAAGAUCAUAAUGAACUCAUGACUUCUUCCCCCUCUGUGUUUACCAUGCCAAUAAUGUGUCCCAUUUUUGGCAGAGACCAAUGAAAUGCCUCUGUCCGGACAUGACUUAGGACAGUUUUGUCGUGGAAGUGGAGUUUGGGGCUUUUAGAAUUGGGUGCAAUGUUUUACAAUGUUUCAGAUAUAAAUAUAAUGUGUGGACAUACAUGAGAGAAAUGCUUACACAAUGCAUCACAAUCUGUACAUUAUAUAAGGUUGCUGUCCCUGAAAAAGCCUCUGGUGUCAGCUGGACUUGCAAGUCCUUGGCUGCAUCCCAAAUGACUUGCAGAAAAAGAGAAUUGAUAGCACAAUGUUGGUUAUGCAUGUGUUUUUUUCAAUGGUUGAAAAGGUUAAAGCCCUGUGAAGCGCUCCCCCUUAUCCACUUCCACAUUGUGGACUCCAAUCCCAUUUUGGUCGACACCAUGAUAGCAAAUUUAUGGUCAAAUGGUAGCUUUUUCGGUAAGUCGGACCACUGACCACAAUUGUACAGUAUAGGAAUGGUUGUGCACCCAGGGUUUGUGUUCCAAGAUGCUCUGACCGUUAUGUACGUUCGAGAAGAAGUAACUUCCAAACAUUGGCAAGCAUUGUAUAGCUCAACCAAUGGAGCCAGUUUUUUUGAGGACCCAAGGCCAGUUUUAGGGGUUUCUGUAGAGACAUGAGUGUGAAUAUAAUGGGAGCAGUCACCAAGUCACUUUUGUAGUAGUUUGAAUCUAUUUUUUUUUUCUCUCCUGUGUUCAUGGCAACUGAUUUUUGACCAUAGACACGACUUGAGAACUUAAACUGAUUUUGGUGUGGCGUGCAUCACACGUCUCUCUUCCAUGUUAUGGAAUAGUUCACUGCGCUAUCGCAGUAGCCUACCUAACUCAUCUCAUCUGUCUGCAAUUUGUGCCCAUCUUGUUUUUUUUAUGUGGUAGAACUGUUAAUAUAUGCAUUUUAUGAAAUGUAUUUUUAUUUUCAAUUAUGUACCAUUGUUCAAAGAUUUUAUAUCCUAACUUUGCAAUUCAACCUUUGUAAUAUUCAAUGGUUUCUUUUAAAGACGUUUUAUGUAUUGUUAUUUUUAGUAUUCUGUAAUUAAAAUGAUAAUAUAAAUCAGAAAAAUC